GAGGCGAGGCUGCGUCGCGGGCCCCACUGUGUGGCAGUCCCGGCUCCCGGAGCGGCGCGGGCGCGCCCUCGGCUCUCGGCAGGGAGGCUGCGGGCAUUCGAGCGGCUGGACGGGCGGCCAGGGGGCCCCUCCCCCAGCUCCCGCUCCUACCCCGCCGGUUCCCGCAGCUCUGGGGCCGGCGGAAGGGACGUGCGUACCUGUCGGCCCUUCCAGUGGGGCGGACUGGGGGCAGGUUGGGGGGACUCCUGACAGGCCUCCGAGCUGCCAGUGUCCGAGUCCACCCUGAACCUGGGAGCGACUGGGAAUCCGCGAGUGUCUCACUUCCGGUCUCCAGGAGAUGGAACGGCGUCGACCUUGUAUAUCCAACGGGUGUCAAAAAGCAGGAAAAUCAUACCGUUAAACCCCCAGUUUAAGUUCAGGUUCGGGUCCAUAGUGGUCACUCUUGAAUGCACUGAUUUAGAGGGAGUGAGGGGAGACCAAAACAAAACAACGAAAACUGCCCAGCCAACCGCAGUAGGUUGCUGCUGCAGUCCACGCGGGACCGGGGCAGUUUAGAAAGCGCUACUUUCUAGGCGGCCCUGGGCUGUCACCCGGCUUCGCUCACUCUUUCUUACCCCUCAGCGAAUUCACCUGACAUCCUGCAGGAGUCGUACAGUCUGGGUUCUCAAUGCCAAAGACUUCCUUUGUACGAAUUCAGAGCGAAAUCUCACUUCUCAGAAAAAAAGGAGUAGACAAAGCCUUCCCCCAGAUCUGUUUCUUCUUUUGAACUUGUAAACGACCUUAAAAACAUUUGGAGCUACUUAAGAGAGAAUGCAUUUUCUGGCUAGAGCGUCACGCAGGAAUCCUUUGCCCCACAGCUUUGCAGGAGCAGAGAGCUGGGCGCAGGCGCGAUGGCCCUGGUGCCCUAUGAGGAGACCGCGGGAGUGGGGCUGCAGAGAUUCCACAAGCCUCUUGCCACCUUCUCCUUUGCAAACCGCACGAUCCAGAUACGGCAGGACUGGAAGCAACUGGGAGUCGCAGCGGUGGUUUGGGACGCGGCUGUCGUUCUUUCCACGUAUCUGGAGAUGGGAGCUGUGGAGCUCAGGGGCUGCUCUGCCGUGGAGCUGGGUGCUGGCACAGGGCUGGUGGGCAUAGUGGCUGCCCUGCUGGGUGCUCAUGUGACUAUCACGGAUCGGAAAGUAGCAUUAGAGUUUCUUAAAUCAAAUGUUCAAGCCAACUUACCUCCCCAUAUCCAACCCAGAGCUGUUGUUAAGGAGCUGACUUGGGGACAGAAUUUGGGGAGUUUUUCACCUGGAGGAUUUGACCUGAUACUUGGAGCUGAUAUCAUAUAUUUAGAAGAAACAUUCACAGAUCUUCUUCAAACAUUGGAACAUCUCUGUAGCAAGCACUCUGUGAUUCUCUUAGCUUGCCGAAUUCGCUAUGAACGGGAUCACAACUUCUUAGCGAUGCUGGAGAGGCAAUUUACUGCUUUCCCUGCCUCCUUAUAAUGCACAGGAUGACAAUGAAAAAAAGUAUUAAAUCUCAUCCCUUCAUGGGAGGUUAGCUCCUCAAGUAGAAGCUCCUUUCAUAUUGUACGUGUAAUUGCUCAUUCAAUGUCUGUGUUCCCCAGAAGACUGUAAGCUUCUUGAGGGCCAGGAAUGCUUCUGCCUCUUUCAUUGUUGCCCCCAGUAUCUAGCAUAUUAUAACCAAAUGUUUGUUGAGUGAAAAAUAUACAUUCCGUUUAGAGGGAACUGAUCUUUGGUUUAAUUUGAUUGCCACAUUCUUUUACGAUUCUCUUUGAUAAGACUUUAUGAAAUCACACAAAGCCCAUCCCUCCCUUCUUUUUUUUUUUUUUUUACAAUGUAAAA
Molecule: messenger RNA, 1847 nt
Organism: Camelus dromedarius (Arabian camel)
Lineage: Eukaryota; Metazoa; Chordata; Mammalia; Artiodactyla; Camelidae
Gene: METTL21A
Product: methyltransferase 21A, HSPA lysine
Exons: 4
Coding region: 891-1487 (198 amino acids)
Biological process (GO): peptidyl-lysine methylation
Cellular component (GO): cytoplasm; cytosol
Molecular function (GO): protein-lysine N-methyltransferase activity
Source: RefSeq, a predicted model, not a curated record